CCCAGCAAGAGAAGAGAGUAGAUCACCUCCACAGACUACCCAUGCUGACAGACACACUAUCCGAAACGCCUAUUCACUCCUGUGGACAUUAAACUCUGCAGCUCCGGACAGGAUGGAUUUUUUAGACCGCGGUUACCUGGAAGCGCGGUCCCCGUAUGAUUACACCUUUAAUUUCUGGAACGACUACCUCGGCCUGUCGACACUUGUCGCCAACAAUAAGAUCAACAGCCCGUCCUGCAGCCCCAACUCUAUAACCGAGUCUCUUAAAGCGACCCUGGGCUUGGAGGACGAUUCCCCGGUUUGCUCCUGCGUAAUUGGGCACGGCAGGGACAGCGACGGACACUUGGACUGCUGCUGCGCGGCCCCGGGCUCCCCGCCGAUCUCCAUCUAUGAUCUCAAGGAGCGCAUCUCGCUUCUCAGGCCGUACGAACAGCUUGCUGGGGAUUCGCCUCUGGGAGACAGAGAUUCACCCUCCUAUAGGGGAAGCUUCGCCGGCCUCGACCUGCUCUCCAUGGACAGAAGGCGCAAACAGACUCAGAGGGGCAAACCGGAGCCGAAGGUGUGCGUCUUCUGUCGGAAUAACGGCGCGCCGGAGGAAGUUUAUGGCACCCAUAUCCUGAAGACAGCGGACGGCAGAGUCCUGUGCCCCAUCCUGCGGGCAUACACCUGCCCCCUCUGCAGUGCCAACGGCGACAAUGCGCACACCAUCAAGUACUGCCCGCUUUCUAAAGACCAGGCGAGCCAGAGAGUGGCAAAGGGAAGCAGAGUGGUUGGCAAGAGGCUGAAAAUCUUCUGAGCCAGGAGAUAAAUGAAGUUUGAGUUGCACUGUAAAUUACUAGUGUGUAUGGCAGUUGACCCAUUUCAUGCACAAGACAAGUCUGGAGAGAGAAAGAUUUUACGAAAAUUAUUUUUUUUUUUUGUAUGUGUCACUGCUUCAUUUGUAAUGUUUUCGUCUCUCUUGUAACUCUAUGGGCACAUAGUUUACACUUGGACGCAUUGCGCGCAAUAUUCCCCCCGCAGCAGCACUCUUAAGGACUUUGUGAUCAAAAUGAACCAAAGUACUGUACAGAUCGACCUGUGAAUGACCACCUUCAUGCUGUAAUCAGAAGUUGCUGUGUUUUUUAAGAAGCACAGUGCCAGUGCAAACAGCCCCUGAGCAUGUCAGCGGGCCUGCUCUGGCUUCAUGAGAAUGCCAACAUAAAUGAAUAUGCAGCACUCCUGAUAUGAGAUGAAUGUUUAGUCACAUAGUUCACUGGCUCAUGGAUGUAAGAAAAGUCUGACAGGCCAUGCAAGAUGCAAGAUAUACUACUUUAUAUCAAGCACAUUUGUUUUGUUUUUUCCUGAGAUAAAUGUUUUCUACCAAAGGAAUACAACUUUUGUAUUGAAACUUAGCCUAAAGGUCAUUUCUGUAUUGUUUAUAUGUUGGAUGUCUUAUAUUCUUUCAUGUGAUUUUUAUGUGGAUAGUAUUUUACAGAUUUGAAUGUAACGAACGUAGAUAUGACAUGCAGUUCACCUACAUGUACCUUCAAAGUAGCUCCAAGCUCUAUUAUUUUGAGUUUACUCUCAUUAGUUUAAAAAAAACCACACAGAUGCUGAAUUGACUUUUUUCAAGCGGAGAUGUAUUCCUGCAAUUCUUGUAAAUGUAUUAAAGGGGGUUGAACAAUUUUAGCAAUGAAAAAGCCUGACAUUCCAAAGUCUUUAUCUGUCAAUAGAAAUGUUUUAUGUACUUAUUUUUACCUUAUGUAUCACUGGGAAAUAUAUUCGCUGUAAAUGACCUCUGAAUAAACAUGUAA
Molecule: messenger RNA, 1793 nt
Organism: Morone saxatilis (striped sea-bass)
Lineage: Eukaryota; Metazoa; Chordata; Actinopteri; Moronidae
Product: nanos homolog 1-like
Exons: 1
Coding region: 113-796 (227 amino acids)
Biological process (GO): oogenesis; negative regulation of translation
Cellular component (GO): perinuclear region of cytoplasm
Molecular function (GO): mRNA binding; zinc ion binding
Source: RefSeq, a predicted model, not a curated record